ACCUCCUCCUCCUUAUUCUUUGCUUUCAAGAGGCGUUCAACACGCUCGCUGCUGAAGAGAUUCGUGCGAGCAAGAUGGCGGGUACAUCUGCACCGUACGGUAUCAGCAACUAUGGGACAACCUUGGUGAUUGUGUCCUGGACCGAGUUUGGGAUCUGCUUGGUCCUGUUGUUGGCACGGACAUACACCACCUGGGCGAUCACCAAGCGUAUCAGACUUGAUUUGUAUCUGGCAGUCUUCACUUUUAUCACGGCAACGCUCAGUCUCUGCUUCUUCACUCUCUCCAUCCUUUAUGGUUUAGGUCAGCACAUCAGUGUCCUUUCGACACAGCAGGCCACCGAGGCCAUGAAAUGGGCGUGGUCAAACACGCUUGUUAGUCUGUUCGCCAUCUCAGGCGGCAAAUUCGCCGUCGUGGCCUUCCUCCAUCAGCUCCAUGGACCUCAGGACCGCGGGAAAAAGAUCUUUCUAUGGACGCUUGCCUCGUCCAACUUAAUCAUGAACACCAUCACCGUCGGAACGAUCCUAGGAACCUGCAUGCCGGCGGCAAAGCUGUGGGAUAGCUCGCUGCCAGGGACGUGUGAUGGGGGGUUGCGCAACCAGAACUGCGCCUAUUUCCAAGGCAGUUGGUCUGCAUUUGUCGACAUGGUACUGGCCAUCUACCCGGCCAUCUUCUUCUGGAACGUGCAAUUACAGCCGCUCGUCAAGAUUGGUUUAUGUGUGUUGAUGGGCAUGGGAAUUAUUGCUUCCGUCUGCGCGAUAGCUAAGACCGUCGAGCUCAGUGCUCUGACAAGGACGGAGGAUACGACAUAUUUCAUCGGGAGGCUUGAUAUCUGGAAUACGACCGAGAUGUGGGUGAUUUUGAUCGUCGGCUGCAUCCCCCCGAUCCGGCCGCUGAUCGUCCGAAUCCUCAAGAAAGUGAGCUCGACCGUGUAUACCCGAUCGUAUCCCCGCUCUGGCACUGAGCUUCGCAAUUACUACGCCUCUGGCACUGGCCACAACCAUGGCCGUACAGCCUCCCAGAAGUUCCAGUCGCAGUCGGGCACCAACAACGACAAUGACAGCGAGGAGAACAUCCUAAAGGGGGACGGGACCAUCACAAGGACAACCAACAUCGAUGUUACGUAUUGGCAUUCGAAUGGAUCGUCAGAAGCAGUCGAUCAACCCAACGGUAUUCCACACGCCUUCUCGAGGCACAGGCCAUGAUCGAGGAAUCUGGUUUUUCUAUAAGGAAGUUUUGGUUUACUUCCAGUUACCAGGGAUACUACCUCCAUACCCUAUCCCUACUCUUAUUCUCCCAUCGACUACGGAGUAUUCUCUUUGUUCUACUCGCUAAUAGAUUACGAAAAUAGUUGAUGUACAUAAUGC
This is a messenger RNA of Penicilliopsis zonata CBS 506.65, 1364 nucleotides long. RefSeq lists its product as hypothetical. The transcript is spliced from 6 exons. NCBI's taxonomy places the organism in Eukaryota, Fungi, Ascomycota, Eurotiomycetes, Eurotiales, Aspergillaceae. The coding region runs from base 75 to 1202 and encodes 375 amino acids. The record is from RefSeq and is a predicted model, not a curated record.